Molecule: messenger RNA, 1308 nt
Organism: Neltuma alba
Lineage: Eukaryota; Viridiplantae; Streptophyta; Magnoliopsida; Fabales; Fabaceae
Exons: 1
Coding region: 144-1094 (316 amino acids)
Source: RefSeq, a predicted model, not a curated record
CCGUUAGAUCCUUCCUCCUCCCUUCCCACACAACCACACCUGUCCUCAUUUUUCUCCCCUCUCUGUACAUCUAUAAAUACUCACAACCACUCCGCCAACAUCUUCUACCAAAUUGAGCUAACCAGAGAUUGAAUUGCAAAGCCAUGGAGCUGUUAGUGUCCAGUCCCGCUAGGGAUUUUGAUUUCGACUUCAAUGGUGGCAGAACUACUUCGCCCUACUUGAGCCUUCCUUCUUCGCCCAACCGUUUCGGUGACUGUUACCUAAGUGCUCCCGCCAGCCCCUCCAGAUUCUACGAGUUUGUUUCUGAAUUUGAGUAUGUCUCCGCUACACCCAAACAUGACGACGACGAUUAUAGUUUCGCGUUUGAUGUUAGCCGGGAAUCGGAGAAAUCGUCGCUUUCCGCUGAAGAUCUGUUUGAUGGCGGCAAAAUUAAGGCUCUCAAGCCUCCGUCCCGACUGAGGGACGACGAAUUCGCAUCUGUUAAAAGCCCGCUUGUAUCUCCGCGGCAAUCGAGAUCGCCGAUGAAGGUGAUUAGUGAUGCUUUCUCACCUAAAAAGAAGGAAACGCAGGAGAGAAGAGGAAGAGACAGAACUCCAACGUCGAUUUCUUCCUCGAAUUCGGGUCGCAGAGCCUCGCGAUCUCUCUCUCCUUACAGAAAUUCGGACUAUGGAUGGGAGGAAGAACGAUACCUGCCACAACAACAGCGAGGUUCAAAAGAGGCGGCGUCGUCGUCCUCGAAUUCCAAAAGUUUACUUACAUCCUCAUCCGGCAAUUCCAAGAGCUCAAGAAAAUGGAGAUUGAGGGACCUACUGUUGUUCCGCAGUGCAUCGGAAGGGCAUGGGUCGAACAAGGAUCCAUUACGGAAAUACUCUGUGGCAUACAGAAGACCAGAAGAAGCUAAGACUUCCAGCUUUAGAUCUGUAGAUAGCCCCACGGCAGCACAUGGGUCGAAAAGAAGGGGAGCCAAAUCGGCGCAUGAAUUACACUAUGCUAUGAAGAAGGCUGAAACACAGGAUUUGAAAAAGAAAACUUUCUUGCCCUACAAACAGGGGAUUUUGGGCGCCCUCGCCGGAUUUGGAUCCUCCCCAAGAUGAAACAUUUUCUCCAAGUCUCUUUUUUUUUUUUACCUGUUAAUGAAACAAAGUUGUUUGUUUUUUUGGGAGGAAGCCACGUGUUCUCCUUGGAUAUUUCAUACUAAAUUUCUUAGGCAGUGUUCGAUGUUCUUUUCACAGAAUCUUUUUGUUAUUUCAAGUGUAAUUAUAAAGGAAGGAUGAACUGUUCAAAUGCAGCCCCUUACAUUUAUACUAC